Messenger RNA from Cylindrotheca closterium, 1662 nucleotides. Lineage: Eukaryota; Bacillariophyta; Bacillariophyceae; Bacillariales; Bacillariaceae. The record is from the annotation of a GenBank genome assembly.
AUGGAAGAGGAGGAGAGUAACGCAACUGUACCACCAUUAGAAGAUGAAGAUGACGAAGAAGAAGAAGAAGUAAACACAGAACGUAGAACGGACGAAGUGACAACGACAACAGCAGAAGGUGCUGAACAAAAUAUAGCUGCUUUCAAUAACGUGUCAGGAGGACCAACCGAACCACAAGAAACCACAGAGGAACCUGAAGGUGAAACCACUGGCAAUAUUAAAACUGCUAACGAUACAGAAGAACCGGAAGCAACCACUGCGGCAGAAACAACAGCCGUUACAGAAGUGCCGCAGCCAACAGGUGGAGACAUUUCAACUACGCCAGCAGUCUCACUUCAGCUUAAUAACACUACUACAGACGAUGACGACCCAUAUCCAUUUCGAGAUUUCAUGUUUGUACAUGUUGGAAAAGCAGGUGGCUCUUCACUCAUGUUCAUGUUCCGGGAAGCCACCAAAGCAUGUCAAGGCAUACUCAAGGCUUCCAGGUUUCGCACAAAGGCACAAAUGAUUCGGAACCACACUCUCAGCAUGAUGCCAAUCAAUAAACAAUUGGAGGACAUGACCGCAGCGGAACGAAAAAUUGUACUCCAAGAUCAAAUGUGCCGGAUCGCCUUUCCACCCAAAACGCGUACGCACAUUCACUUUCGAAAUAUUUUUACGACUGUGAAUAGCUACUCCAACUUUAUUAUAAAUGUCCGCAACCCUGUGGAUCGAAUGGUCAGCUGGUAUUACUAUGAACGAUACCGCGUCAAGGCAGUGGGAUUCUUCAAACACAGCAUACCUGGACAGCUGUAUGCUAUUCCAUUCCAUUACAAAUGCUACAGUGGUGAUAUUGGUCCAAUGAUUCAAGAGGUUCUGAUUGCCGACCCGCCCAUGAAUGGUACGGAUCCCAAAAAGGAGGAAUGCAUUCAGCUCGCCAAAAAGUGUCUCCGCGGAGACGUACCAUGCUAUGCACACAACUUUUUCAACUAUGAGACCUACUUGGAAGAACUCUUGCUCUGGAAAGGACUCGCCGAUGCUGUGAACGUGACAAAUGCCACCCAUUUCAGCGAUCCAACACCACGCGACGUUUCAAUCAAUUUGAUUCGUACCAGAGAUGUCUUGGGGGAUCUGAACUCGACGAUCAAGUUAUGGAGUGGUCACCCUAUGAUGAAUGAGACGGCUGGGCUAUACACAGUCAUGAAUACCAUCCAAGGACAAACUGGGAAACAGACCAACAAGACUUUAUCAACAGAGGAACGCGGUACUCUCUGUAGAUUCAUUUGUGUCGAGCUAGUGGUAUAUAAGAAGAUUCUCGGAGUGGCUGACAACUUGAAGACAGAGGAUGUUCAGGAAGAAUACGACGACCUUGAUAAAUCCUGUGGUUUCAACGUGGACGAAGUGUUCUUCAAGGCUCGCAAGCCCUUUGAUUACAUUCAAGUGGACGACUUCAACGAACUUGGUCUUGACAGAGUGUACUACCUUCACGAGGAUCUUUGCGGCGAAAGUGCUCGUUAUUUGGUUGAAUUUGGCACAACUGAGCAAGCUGCCGAAGCUGCUCAUGGUUUGAAGGACGAGUUGGAUCAUCAGACAAUCGUUUCUGCAGCUGUUUUGCGGACCUUUGGCAAGUCACAACUCAUAUCAUUGGUAUCAGCCAAAUCCCCUGUCGAUGUUGCGAUUUAG